Molecule: messenger RNA, 2006 nt
Organism: Cuscuta epithymum
Lineage: Eukaryota; Viridiplantae; Streptophyta; Magnoliopsida; Solanales; Convolvulaceae
Source: the annotation of a GenBank genome assembly
CACCCCUUUCAACCCUCCUCUCAUCCUCUUUAUUGUUUAUUGAAAGGUUUGUAAUGGCCGAACGAGUUGCACACCCAGGGCCUCAGGAUCGUUCAGUGUUGUUUAUGCUACCGGAUGAGCAUCGUGCCGAUCGUGUGUGGCAUGAAUCAUCAUUUCGUGACGUCAAACUGAAAUGCCAGCACUAUUCGAGAGAAGCCUACGUUGAGGAGGGUCCGCGUCAUCCUAGGGUGGUACAGUUGCUGAGAGUAUCGGGCUUUCAUGGUGUGGAGAGAAUAGGACAAUUGCAGUUAGAUUGGUCUCUUGUGACUGCGUUAGUGGAGAGGUGGAGACCCGAGGUACAUGCAUUUCAUUUGCUCUUUGGUGAGGUGGGAUUGACCUUGCAGGACGUACAAGUGUUGUUGGGGUUGCCUGUUGACGGCAUACCACUCACUGGUCCUACGAUUACUGAGAAAGCAGCGUUAUUGCAGAUGUGUGCAGAUUCUGUUGGUUUUAUACCAACAGAUGAGGAUUUAAAUUCACCCACCAUAAAAGUACCGAAUAUCCACCGCAUUCCAUUAACUGAAUGGAGCACUGAGAACGAGGUGACUCAACACACCAGAGCCCUCAUUUGGCAGUUGUUAGGCGGUUCGUUAUUUCCUACCACUAGUGGGAACAUGGCGAGCUGGUACUUCUUGGAGUUGUUGCAGGGCAACUUAGCAGAAGUGCACCGAUGGAGCUGGGGCUCAGCCGUCUUGGCCUAUCUUUAUCAUACCAUGUGUAAGGCGGCCAAGGCCAAGGCUAAACAGAUAGGAGGAUGUCUAAUUCUUUUACAAAUUUGGGCAUGGGAAAGGUUGCCGAUGUUUCGGCCCCAAGGUCAUCUCCCUUUGGAAAGUAUUUUGGAUUUCCCAUAUGCUGCUAGGUGGGCAUGUCAUCAUGAUUGGCAACAAACAAACAGAUUUUCGUUGCGGAUAUACAGGGACCAACUAGAUCGGAUCACGGAAGAUGAGUUUGAAUGGACCCCCUAUCCGUUGAUGGCCCUGCCAGACUUUUGCCAUUUUGCAGACGAUUUAUGGGGUGCGGAGGUUCCAUUGAUAUAUACGCAUAUUUCUGAGGCGUACUAUCCUGGCAGGUUUUGUCGUCAAUUCAACGCAUAUCAGAAUGAACCCAAUCCCGUGGUGGUAGGCCAUCGUCACCAUAGCACUGCAUCACGAUUUAUGGGCAAUCAUGUUGAAGAAUGGGAAUUACGCUGGAAUAAAUUAUUUCCAUUUCAGCGGUUUGACGACGGUCGAACCAUUAGUGUUGCGUAUCGCGCGUGGUACCGUAGAGUAGGAAAACGACGAGUUACUAACCCGUAUGAUGACCGUCCCACCGUGGGAUUCGUGCCUGCUCACCCACAAGCGGCUAUUGCGAUUCAAUGUUUGGGGGAGAUUAUUCGUCGAUUACGAGCCAGAGAUGACCCAGAUGAUGUCAUUACACACGCCGUAGAUUGUCUUACACGACUUGGUGCAGAAGAAGCAAUUGAUCAUGACAUCAUCACAUAUGAAGCUGGGAAUGUUGAUCCUCCCGUUGUUCCUCGCCCUCCACGCCCUCAUCGUGGGAGGGGCGAUCCCACACGCGAAAGGCGUUUCGAUCGGGGUAACAUUCAGAUGCAAAGCGAGACGGGGGAUGAUGACGCACAUGGUGAGGCACAUCUCCAUUCUCAAUCCUCACAUAGCAGUUCAUACCAUCCAUCUCCGGUGCACCAGCCAUAUGUUUACUCCACACCCGUCAGUCCAAACAUUCCUAUAUUCGGACAGCAUUCAUUCUCAAACAUCCAGGGCAGUUACCAUGAAACAUAUGAUCAUAGACCAACCACCUUUGAUUCACCGGUGGAUUGGAUGACCGACUUGUUUGGCCCCGAUACUAUAGGACCCAGCACCCAACCUACUGUUGAGGUAAGGCCAAGAUGGGAGUUUCGAGAUCCAGCAUCAGACGAAUCUGAGUAGAUAUCAGUUGUAAUAAGUGUUUGUCGUAUUAAAUCCAGACUA